AUGGGUCUGGGAACCAAGAUCAAGGGAGCGCUGAGUGGCGACAAGAGCCAUCGUCACAGCACUCAGCCGCCUCGAAAGCCACCAGGUGCUUACCCAGAUUCCGUUGCCGAUAUCCCUCGCAGUGCCACUGUAAACAACGGCACUAGAACCAGGACUUGGGAGACUACUACUGAGACGGCCUCCACCAAACAACGCCCGUCUUCGGUCAAGGACCUUCAUCGAACGACUGAAGGUGAUGAGGCCGGCGAGUAUACAUAUUCCGCUGUCAGCCCAGACUCAGAAGCCCACCAAAACAUCCUUAAUGGGAUAGCAGCUGGCCAGAUUGAAGAUGAAGAGUUGGCCAUCCCCAGUCCAGACUCAAGGACCGCCCCCAAUGGCUACAGCAAGAACGCACCGUUCUCAGCCGGCAGCACCAAGCCGCAAAAGUACCCCUACUGGGGCGACGUCGGCAAGACCAAUCCGCAGCGAGAUGAUGUGGGAACCAACGGACAACACCUCGAGCGUAAUGGCAUCGCUAGCAAUGGCGAUUACUCUGCUCGCCGCGGCCAAGCCGGUGCCCGCGGAUACGAUGAUGAUGACACCUUUGAAACUCCAAUCAUCGCAACUGUCAAUCGCGGCCAGCCACACAUGACUGAUGAUGAAAACCGAGCUAUUAGCAUGGCCGCCACUGAGCUGAACCAGCCAAGUGAAUAUGGAGACUAUGCUCCCACCGAAUUACCAUAUCGCAGCGCUAGCCGCACGAAUGGUCACGCUGCUAACGGCCUAACUUAUCCAGUUGGCUCUGCUACCAAUCAUUACGACGACAGCUAUGCGGUGAAGCAAACUCCCACCUCACCAACCAACGCCCGCGGUACCUUUGGUUCUCCUACCAUGGAAUACAACAACCAUGCGAACGGGGCUGCUUUCCCAACCGCCAACCCCAAGUUUGCGCAGGAACACAUCAAGGAGCGAGAGCAGAGCAACUCCGUGGGAAGUAGCUCCGACGGCAUCGGCGCUGCCCCGGCUCCAAAGCCAGCCGGAGCAGAUCACUACGGCCCGGGACACUCUGGCGCCAAGGUCCUGCAUCGUUGCGAGCACUGCGGCAACGACAACGAUAUCACCAGGUACUUUAGCAAGGACGUUGUCUAUCGACUAUCUUAG
Molecule: messenger RNA, 1140 nt
Organism: Clonostachys byssicola
Lineage: Eukaryota; Fungi; Ascomycota; Sordariomycetes; Hypocreales; Bionectriaceae
Source: the annotation of a GenBank genome assembly